Hibiscus syriacus is the source of this 1589-nucleotide messenger RNA. Its product is annotated as protein disulfide isomerase-like 5-2. The transcript has 5 exons. The record is from RefSeq and is a predicted model, not a curated record. NCBI's taxonomy places the organism in Eukaryota, Viridiplantae, Streptophyta, Magnoliopsida, Malvales, Malvaceae. Gene Ontology annotation, cellular component: endoplasmic reticulum. Gene Ontology annotation, biological process: response to endoplasmic reticulum stress; protein folding. Gene Ontology annotation, molecular function: protein disulfide isomerase activity. Bases 138 to 1454 code for a protein of 438 amino acids.
AAGAAAUAGUCAUUCUGCCAGUGCCAUUGCGGUGGUGAUCGGUUAUUGGUGAUGGUGUGCAGUCGACUCUUCAGUCUUCGUCAUCACCCAUAAAUCAACAGCUUCAUAUUUUAGCGAGUCCAAGUUUGUUUGGAAAGAUGGGUCGGCUAACGAUUUUAUGCGGCUUGCUGUUUCUGUUAUGCAAUUUGAAACCAGGAAUUUGUUCUGCAGCUGAUCAGUUAAAGGGUAAAUUAGAUGGGAGAGUGUUGGAGUUGGACGAAUCCAACUUUGACUCCGCUAUUUCCUCUUUCAGUUACAUCCUCGUCGAUUUCUACGCUCCCUGGUGCGGCCAUUGCAAACGCCUUUCACCCCAGUUAGAUAAGGCUGCCCCAAUUCUUGCUGGAUUAAAGGAUCCCAUAGUGAUAGCUAAACUAGAUGCUGACAAAUUCACCACUCUUGCUCGCAAAUACGAGAUCGAUGGAUAUCCUACACUCAAGCUCUUUAUACAUGGUGUUCCUGUAGACUAUCGUGGGCCAAGGAAACCGGAUUUACUUGUUCAUUAUCUCAAGAAAUUUGUUGCUCCUGAUGUCUCUAUUCUCGGUUCCGACUCCGCCAUUAGUGAUUUUGUUGAAGCAGCUGAUACUGAAUUUCCUAUAUACUUAGGUUUUGGCUUGAAUGAGACAGUGAUAUCUUAUUUAGCCAUCAAGUAUAAACAGAAGGCAUGGUUUUCUGUUGCUAAGGAUUUCUCCGAGGAUGCCAUGGUUCUGUAUGACUUUGACAAAGUUCCUGCUUUGGUGGUUCUCCAUCCAAGUUAUAAUGAACAGAGCACUUUCUAUGGUCCAUUUGAAGAUGAAUUUUUGGGUGAUUUUAUAAAGCAAAAUUUGCUCCCUCUAGCUGUGCCCAUGAACCAAGAAACACUGAGCCAAUUAGGAUUCGAUGAUAGAAAAAUUGUCUUAACAAUUAUGGAGGAUGCAAAUGAAGAGAAAUCCCAGAAAUUGAUCAAGUUAUUGAAGGCUGCUGCCUCUGCAAAUCGUGACUUGGUAUUUGGCUAUGUUGGAGUUAAACAGUGGGAAGAGUUUGCUGAUGCAUUUGGUGCCAAUAAGAAUAAAAAAUUUCCGAAACUGAUAAUCUGGAAUGGUGACGAGGAGUACUUUUCAGUUAUUGGUUAUGAAAGCCUUGAUGAAGAAGAUCAAGGGUCUCAAAUCUCACGAUUCCUGGAAGGAUACAGGGAGGGAAGAACAGAAAAGAAAAUGAUUGAAGGGCCAUCGUUCAAGGACCAUAUGAUGUCUACAAUCGGCAUCGGAGCUGUGGUUAUAUUCGUAUUCUUGGUUGCAUUGUUGAUGCUUAUCCGAAGCCUAUGCAAAGAUGAUGAUGAACCUCGUGGGGCUGACACUCGCCGAGACAUUGAUCAUGAUGAUAGCUCUGACGGUGAAAGCUCAGAUACCGAGCAUGAAGCUCGGAAGAAAGAAGAUUAAAAGUGUAGCAUGUCUUUGGAUGCUUUUGGAACAGAAUUACUGAUAAAGAGAUAAAAGCGAAACUACAGGUGUUCUCGAGGUUAUUUUAUAGCAUUUCAUCUGCUUACCGCAUGAAUCAUGCAAAGAGAAGAGGCC